Chrysoperla carnea is the source of this 1390-nucleotide messenger RNA. RefSeq names its product retinoid-inducible serine carboxypeptidase-like. The transcript has 8 exons. The record is from RefSeq and is a predicted model, not a curated record. NCBI's taxonomy places the organism in Eukaryota, Metazoa, Arthropoda, Insecta, Neuroptera, Chrysopidae. Gene Ontology annotation, molecular function: serine-type carboxypeptidase activity. Gene Ontology annotation, biological process: proteolysis. The coding region runs from base 77 to 1375 and encodes 432 amino acids.
AAUGUCAAUAAAUAAUACAAAAUCAAUAAAUACACAUAGAUUUACGAUUAAACAUUACUAAACGUUAAAUGGUUAAAUGUGCAAGUGUUAUUUAAACAUGAAAUUAGUGAUAUUAUUUCUAUUAAUAAUUUCUGUUAGUUGGUGUAAAAAAGGGUUCGGUCCAGGUGAACAAGAAUGGGAUUAUGCAGAAGUUAGAAAAGGUGCACAUAUGUUCUGGUGGUUAUACUACACCACAGCACAUGUAGAAAAUCCGGAAUCAAAACCGUUACUAAUAUGGCUGCAAGGAGGGCCAGGUGUUUCUUCAACUGGAAUUGGAAAUUUUGAAGAAUUUGGUCCUUUGGAUUCUAAUUUAAAUCGUAGAAAUCAUACUUGGGUAAAAGAUUACAAUGUUAUAUUCAUUGACAAUCCUGUUGGAACCGGAUUCAGUUAUGUUGACUCAACUUCACUUCUUACCACCAAUAACGCACAAAUAGCAAGAGACUUGGUAGAAUGUUUACGAUCAUUUUAUAAAAAAUUACCACAGUUUGAGAACACACCUUUAUACAUCACUUCUGAGUCUUAUGGUGGAAAAAUGAAUAUUGAAUUUGCGUUACUUUUAAAUAAGGAAAUUAAAGAAGGGAAAAUCAAAUCAAAUUUAAAGGGUGUAACUCUUAUUGAUUCUUGGAUAUCACCAAUUAAUUCGGUACUAACUUGGGCACCAUUUUUAUUGGUGACGGGAAUGAUUGAUAUUGAUGGCUAUGAGAAAAUUGAUAAAGAAGCAAGAAAAUGCCAAGAUCUGGUAGAAUCAGGCAGAUAUUCUGAAGCAACGAAUCAAUGGGGUCAAACUGAAACGGAAACUACCUCUGUAACGCAAAAUAUAGAUUUCUAUAAUAUCUUAACAAAAGUAAAAUACCAAACAAGAUAUAAAUCCAACUUCGUAGACGGUCUUGAAUCUCGACAAGACUCAGAUAGUUUGAAUUCAAUUAUGAACAACGAAGUAAAACAGGCAUUAAAUCUGCCAUCUAAUGUAUAUUGGUCAGAAUCUAAUAAGCAGGUAUUUUCAAACUUAAGUGAAGAUUUUAUGAAGCCAGUUAUUCACAUUGUUGAAGAAGUUUUGAACACAACAUCAAUUAAAGUACAAGUUGUGUCUGGACAAUUAGAUUUAAUUGUUGAUACACCAGGAACAUAUAAAUGGGUUAUGGGUAUGUAUUUUAAGAACAAAAGACAUUGGGUAAAAGCACAACGAAAACCAUUGUUAGUCAAUCGUUACAUAGAAGGUUUCGUUAAGAAAUAUGGCACGUUUGAGUUUUAUUGGGUGAGCCGUUCUGGUCAUAUGGUGCCAGCUGAUAAUCCGUAUGCAAUGGCUAAAAUACUUGAAAAUCUUACAACUGAAUAAAAUAAGUUAUUAAAA